Heterocephalus glaber (naked mole-rat) is the source of this 2593-nucleotide messenger RNA. NCBI's taxonomy places the organism in Eukaryota, Metazoa, Chordata, Mammalia, Rodentia, Bathyergidae. The record is from RefSeq and is a predicted model, not a curated record.
UGCUGCUACUGCUGCUGCUGCGCUCCGGGCUGCGCCUAGGGGCGGCCGUCGGUUCGGAAGCCGCAGCGUGGGGGCGCCGUAGGGCGGGCGGCCUUUUUGGGCGGGUCGUACGCUCAGACGCUGACUUCACUCCGAAGCACCAGGAGGGCCCUGAAUUUCGCUCAGAAUGAAAGGACCGCCUUCCUCAACCUUGGUCUGAGCUGGCAGGGCGCGCCAGGCAGCUGCGCGUCUCUAGGUUCUCAACGUUCAUUCCUUCAAAUCAUAUUUCCAGAGAAACUACAAGGAAAUGCAAGCAGUAAUUUACAAGACCAGAUGUCCUAUAUUAUUGCAAUAGAUGAGAAACUGUGUACUGUGCACCUAAAGCCAAGAUAUUUUCUAGCAAAGGAUUUUAUGGUUUAUUCCUACAGUCAAGGCAUUGUGAAUUCUCAGUCUUCAGGUAUUCAGUCUGAAUGCUGCUAUCAAGGAUAUGUCAAAGGAUAUCCAAAUUCUCUUGCCAUACUCAGCGCCUGCUCUGGACUGAGAGGAAUACUGCAGUUUGAAAAUGUUUCUGAUGGAAUUGAGCCUCUGGAUUCUACAGUUGAAUUUCAGCAUGUUCUUUAUCAAUUAGGAAAUGAAAACAAUGAACUUGGGAUUCUUACUGAAAAUAGCAGAAGCAUGGAAAAAUACUCAGUGGACUAUAACAUUUUUAUAAGUGAAAAACCAGAAACACCAAUUCCAGACUUACUUCCUCUUUAUCUAGAAAUGUAUGUUGUGGUGGACAAAGCUUUGUAUGAUUACUUGGGCUCUGAUAGCAUGACCGUAACUAACAAAGUCAUUGAAAUGAUCAACAUUGUAAAUUCAGAACAAUCUCAUUUACAACUAUUAGCCCAAUAUCUACCAAUGCACAUUAUAGUGGAAAAAGCUUUGUAUGAAUAUAUGGGACCUGAAAUGAUGGCUUUAACACCGAAAAUUGUCCAGGUUAUUGGGCUUGUCAACACUAUGUUUACCCAGCUUAAAUUGACUGUUAUAUUGUCCUCCUUGGAAUUGUGGUCAGGUAAAAACCAAAUUUCAACUGAUGGAGAUGCUGAUGAUAUAUUACAAAGACUUUUGGCAUGGAAACAGAACUCUCUUAUUCGAAGGCCCCAUGACAUAGCAUACUUACUUAUUUACAGGAAACACCCUCACUAUGUGGGAGCAACAUUUCCAGGGAUAACAUACAAUAAAAAGUACAAUGCAGGUGUUGCAGUGUUUCCAGAUGGUGUAAGUUUGGAAGGAUUUUCAGUUAUUAUAGCACAACUCCUUGGCCUCAACAUUGGAUUAACGUAUGAUGACAUAAAUAAUUGUUCAUGUCCAAGAGCUACAUGCGUAAUGAAUCAUGAAUCAGUGAGUUCCAGUGGUAUCAAGAUUUUUAGUAACUGUAGCAUGCAUGAAUAUAGGCAUUUUGUUUCAAAAAUUGAGGCAGAUUGACUUCACAACCUUUCAAAUUUUCAACUUCUGUAUCAAACUCAACCAUUGGCUGGCAGUGGGAUUUUGGAAUCUAAUGAAGAAUAUGACUGUGGUUACAAAGAGAUAUGUUGCCAUCUCUUUGUCGAUAAAUCCUGCUUUUAAAAUGAAAGACAGAAUAAAACAACACAGUCUGAAUAGAUCUGCACCCUGUGAGUUUCUACAACCAGAGGCUGUACCCAGACUGUCACAUAGAAGAUCCCUCCAGUGCCUCAUCAGUAUCUUCUUCACAGUAACUGUUGCCACAGUGUAUUUUUAAUCUUUAUUUUUUUAUUGGAAUGUCAAUUUAAAAAUUGCUGUGAUUUUAGAACAUGUAAGCUGAAAGGCUCAGCAGAAUGUGGUUCAGGACCAUGUUGCAGAUCAAACUGUGAGAGCCAUCAGAGAACUGAGCUGACAAGGCCAACUGCUACCCUUCAAAUUGGAGACAACCAGGCAGAUUUAGAGAAUGACAACUUCAUGUAGCAGACAUCUUAAGACAAAAACCACUGCAAGAAUCAUUACUGGAACAGGAAAACCUAUGCUACAGGUGCUGGAUCACUGGAUCCCUGCGUGGACAAGUUCCAGAGUAGAAAGAAAAUCCAGAGGGGCCUGGCAUUAGUGAGUUCGCUACACUUUCAUGGGUGUCACCACCUGGAGACUGACCAGGCUCUCUCAGUGAGCACUGGACAACACUCCCCUUCAUCCCACCACAUUUCCUACAUGGGUAGAGAAAUUUGGCAUCUAAAAUCUCAGAGAAUUCUGUUUUACUUAAUGAAGCUUAACUGAACAAAGAUUAUUUCAUCAAGGCCUAAGUGACAAAUUUAACUGAUGCUUACUUGAAUAAAGACAAGCACCCAACUCCAGCAUUCUCUAACUUUCAGAAGGAAGGAAAGCAGCCAUCCAGCUUAAGUCCACUCCAGCAUUUCAUCUGAGGGAAGAUAAAUGCCCACAUCUAGCUCCCUUGAAACUGGUGUGUAGGGUAAAGAAAAUCUUUAAUUUCAGAUGCAGCUAGACUUCCUAAGUCAUGUAAUGAAAGUUGGCUGGAAAAUUUCUGCAAAUGUUAUGUCAUAGGGGCAUCAGCUCACUGAGUAUAGGACUAUAGAACACCUCUCUGCUUCCCAUAUUUUCCCAC